UAUCGCAAUGACAACGCAUGUAUGCGAAUUAUCUCGAUAUAUUAUACGAAACCAAAUAUUAUAUUCGACACUACAGUUUUUAGACAAGAACAAAAAUGUCGUUCUCAGGCAAGAAAUUCAGAAGAGUGCGAUCAGAAAAUAUUGAAGAAAUAGUUAAAGCUACCAGCACAGAUGAAAGAGUAAUACAUAUGUUGACAAGCAACGCACCAAUCUUCUCCUUCACUCGUAUCGAUGAGGACCACUUCAACUUCACACUGCAGAUGAGCAACAGAACCAUGACACAUGACUUCAAGCUGGGAGAGGAACAUGAAAUGGAGAGGCGAGAUGGCUCCAAGGUUAGACUAACAUAUACGUUAGAAGGUGACAACGUUUUAAAACAAGUCAUCAUACCGAAAGAUGGAAGAGUAGCGUACUUCAGGCGAGAUUUUGGAGAAAAAGAAGCUAAAAUGACAAUCACAAUGGAAGGCACAGAUAUAAAAGCGACAGUAUACUAUGAACAGGUUGAAUAACAUUUACGACAGCCUCGUGUAAUAUAAUUCUACAUCUCUACACAUAUUACUAUAUAAUAAGGACAUUUGUUAAACAAAAAACGAAAAAAAGUAUGGAUAUUUUGACUGCCACUGACUGGUACGUAUGUAUGGAUGGAUAACUCAAAAAAAAAAAUGUUUUAAAUUUGGAAUUCCUUAUUAUGUAUAUAGCAAUACGGAAUAAAAAUAUGUAUAUCUUAAAAUAUAAGGCCUUAAA
Spodoptera litura is the source of this 744-nucleotide messenger RNA. RefSeq names its product fatty acid-binding protein, liver-like. Lineage: Eukaryota; Metazoa; Arthropoda; Insecta; Lepidoptera; Noctuidae. Gene Ontology annotation, molecular function: lipid binding. The record is from RefSeq and is a predicted model, not a curated record.